Monascus purpureus is the source of this 590-nucleotide messenger RNA. Lineage: Eukaryota; Fungi; Ascomycota; Eurotiomycetes; Eurotiales; Aspergillaceae. The record is from the annotation of a GenBank genome assembly.
UCCUAGUCGAUCCUUCCUAUCCUAUCCUAUCCUCCAACGAGACAAAAACAAAAUGGAUCAACUCGCCGGCUUCGCUUCCAAGUUCGUUCAGAACCAGGGUGGAAACCAGGACAGCUAUAGCAAUAACAAUAACAACGACAACAACAACAACAACAAUAACAACUUUGACGGUGGAAACAACGGUGGCAAUAACAACAACUUCAACAACAACAACAACAGCAACAGCAACAGCGGUAACAGCGAAGAUUACCUUGACAAGGGUACGCCAAUUGAACCCUCCUCAAUUGGGAGAAAGCAACAGGAAAAGAAGUUAACAAUAAUAAAAAUAUAGCCCUCGACAACGUCGAAUCUAAAUACGGCAUGGACCCCACCAAGAUGCGCGGCAUCAACGAGAAAAUCACCGAUACGGCGCGGAAUGAGUUUGAGAGUGCUACUGGCUAUGAUAUUCCCAAUAAGUUCUCUAAUUAAUCUGUUGAACCGAAUUGAAUGGAAUGGAUACAUACAUGGGUUGGAGUUGGGAUUGAGUAUAUAGAAUUGGAAUGACCAACUGCUGCAGUCUGCAUGCCAUGACUUGAAGUAUUCAUCUAUCA